Pistacia vera is the source of this 1373-nucleotide messenger RNA. RefSeq names its product probable cinnamyl alcohol dehydrogenase 6. Gene Ontology annotation, molecular function: zinc ion binding; cinnamyl-alcohol dehydrogenase activity. Bases 105 to 1187 code for a protein of 360 amino acids. The transcript has 6 exons. NCBI's taxonomy places the organism in Eukaryota, Viridiplantae, Streptophyta, Magnoliopsida, Sapindales, Anacardiaceae. Gene Ontology annotation, biological process: lignin biosynthetic process. The record is from RefSeq and is a predicted model, not a curated record.
CUAUCUUAAAUUAUGAGAGCGACAGAAACCCGUCCCCUUCAUCUUUCCAAGGUUAUUAACUCUUCUGGCUUUUAUCAUUCUCAACCAGCCGUGUCUCUUUUUUAAUGGCUCAAACAACUCCAAACCACACCCAGACGGUCGCUUGCUGGGCAGCUCAUGAUCCGUCCGGCAAGAUUACCCCUCACAUAAUCAAGCGAAGAGAGAACGGCGUCGACGAUGUGACCAUAAAGAUUCUUUAUUGUGGGAUCUGCCACACGGAUCUCCAUCAUGUGAGAGACGACUGGGGAAUCACCAUGUAUCCUGUUGUUCCUGGACAUGAAAUUACUGGGAUGGUUACAAAGGUUGGAAGCAAUGUAAAGAAUUUCAAGAUAGGAGAUAAGGUGGGGGUUGGAUGCCUGGCAGCAUCUUGUUUGAAGUGUGAGUUUUGCAAAAGCUCGCAAGAGAACUACUGUGAUAAGCUCCAAUUCGUGUAUAAUGGCAUCUUUUGGGAUGGCAGUAUAACUUAUGGUGGCUACUCUGAAAUGCUGGUCGCAGAUCACAGGUUCGUGGUUCACCUGCCGGAGAAUUUGUCAAUGGCUGCCGUAGCGCCGCUGUUGUGCGCGGGAAUAACAGUGUUCACCCCUUUGAAAGACAACAAUUUGAUCGAGUCACCAGGAAAAAAGAUAGGAGUAGUCGGUCUAGGGGGACUUGGGCACGUGGCAAUCAAAUUUGGGAAGGCAUUUGGUCAUCAUGUAACAGUCAUCAGCACAUCUCCCUCAAAGGAAAAAGAGGCCAGAGAGGUUUUGGGUGCAGAUGACUUCAUCGUCAGCACUAAUGAUGAACAAAUGAAGGCAGGCACGAGAACCCUGGAUUUUAUAUUGGACACAGUAGCAGCGAAGCACUCUCUUGGGCCUAUCUUAGAAUUACUCAAGGUGAAUGGAACACUAUCGCUGGUGGGUGCACCUGACCAGCCCAUCGAACUUCCUGCUUUUCCCUUGAUAUUUGGCAAGAGAACUGUGAAGGGUAGCAUAAUAGGGGGAAUGAAAGAGACACAGGAGAUGAUGGAUCUGUGUGGCAAGUACAACAUCACAUGCAACAUUGAGGUGGUAAAACCAGACCAAAUUAACGAAGCCCUUGAACGCCUUGCAAGAAAUGAUGUCAGAUACCGCUUUGUAAUCGACAUUGCUGGAGACUCAUCAAACCUGUAGAAGCUAAGCUUGCUUGGCUGAUCUGUUACCUGUUUCAUGCUCUUCUUGUUUGUUUACUUUGGUUUGAUCACUUAUGCCUAGGAAAUGGAUGGCUCAAGUCUGUAAAGCUUAAUUAAGCUGCGUUCAUUGCCUUACUAUCCUAGACAUCUUAAUAAAGACAAAACUCCCAUUGCUUUCUGUUUAUUA